Molecule: messenger RNA, 2342 nt
Organism: Sciurus carolinensis (gray squirrel)
Lineage: Eukaryota; Metazoa; Chordata; Mammalia; Rodentia; Sciuridae
Gene: Klhl15
Product: kelch like family member 15
Exons: 3
Coding region: 445-2259 (604 amino acids)
Biological process (GO): protein ubiquitination; nuclear protein quality control by the ubiquitin-proteasome system
Cellular component (GO): Cul3-RING ubiquitin ligase complex; nucleus
Molecular function (GO): protein binding
Source: RefSeq, a predicted model, not a curated record
GCUUCGGGGCAGAAGCCCGGAGACGCCGUCGUCGACUCUGCCACCGUUGGCCCUUCUCCUGCUGUCGACGGCCCCUCAUCCCCUUCCCCCGCUCGUGGCCCCAAGUCGGCCCUCCCGCCGAGCCCCGCUGGGCCCUGCGAGGCCCCCGGCGUUGGCAAGGCCGGCCCCGACGCCGUGCCGCCUUGCGCCUAGCCGGACUGUCUGGACUCGCGACUCAGUGCUGUCUUCUUUCCCAGGACUGGUUCCGAGGGGGCCGCAGGCACGCAGACUCGCCGCCCGCCGGAGCACUCCUGCCCGGCCCGGGAGCGGCCCCUUGUAGACGUUGGAGGAGCCUGUCGAGUGCCUUCCCGGCGCCCGACCGCCCACCGUUCGGCCGGCUGGCCCGCUUCUUCCUGAUGCAGACUGCCGUCCACUAGAGGCUGGACAGGACCCCCGAGGUGAUUCAUGGCAGGGGACGUGGAAGGAUUCUGUUCCUCCAUCCAUGACACCAGUGUCUCUGCUGGGUUCAGAGCACUGUAUGAGGAGGGAUUGCUUCUUGAUGUCACUCUGGUUAUUGAAGAUCAUCAGUUCCAGGCCCAUAAAGCACUCUUGGCCACCCAGAGUGAUUACUUCAGAAUCAUGUUUACUGCAGACAUGAGGGAACGAGAUCAGGACAAAAUUCAUUUGAAAGGUCUAACUGCUACUGGUUUCAGCCACGUCCUUCAAUUUAUGUACUAUGGAACUAUAGAACUGAGUAUGAAUACUGUUCAUGAAAUUCUUCAGGCUGCCAUGUAUGUGCAACUAAUAGAAGUGGUGAAGUUCUGCUGCUCUUUUCUCUUAGCCAAAAUCUGCUUAGAAAAUUGUGCAGAAAUAAUGAGACUCUUAGAUGAUUUUGGUGUAAACAUCGAGGGUGUCAGGGAGAAGCUGGACACCUUUCUGCUAGACAACUUUGUGCCACUCAUGUCCAGGCCUGACUUCUUGUCCUAUCUGAGCUUUGAGAAGCUCAUGUCUUAUUUGGAUAAUGAUCAUCUGAGCAGGUUCCCAGAGAUAGAGCUGUACGAGGCUGUGCAGUCUUGGCUGCGGCAUGAUAGAAGACGCUGGAGACAUACCGAUACCAUCAUUCAGAACAUCAGGUUUUGUUUGAUGACCCCAUCCAGUGUUUUUGAGAAGGUUAAAACAUCAGAAUUUUAUAGAUAUUCCCGACAGCUGCGCUAUGAAGUUGACCAAGCAUUGAAUUACUUUCAGAACGUUCACCAGCAGCCUUUGUUAGAUAUGAAAUCAAGCCGCAUUCGUUCUGCCAAACCACAAACUACAGUAUUCCGUGGAAUGAUUGGACAUAGCAUGGUUAACAGCAAAAUACUUCUCUUAAAGAAACCAAGAGUCUGGUGGGAACUCGAGGGCCCACAAGUACCUCUACGGCCAGACUGCCUUGCUAUCAUCAAUAACUUUGUUUUCUUGUUGGGUGGGGAAGAACUGGGCCCAGAUGGCGAAUUCCAUGCUUCUUCCAAAGUGUUCAGGUAUGACCCAAGACAAAACUCUUGGCUGCGGAUGGCAGACAUGUCUGUACCACGUUCAGAAUUUGCAGUUGGUGUUAUUGGGAAAUUCAUUUAUGCUGUAGCAGGCAGAACCAGAGAUGAGACUUUCUAUUCAACAGAGAGAUAUGACAUCACCAAUGAUAAGUGGGAAUUUGUGGAUCCUUAUCCAGUUAAUAAAUAUGGACAUGAGGGGACAGUGCUCAAUAACAAGUUGUUUAUCACUGGAGGCAUCACCUCAUCUUCCACUUCUAAGCAAGUGUGUGUGUUUGACCCCAGUAAAGAAGGGACCAUAGAACAGCGGACCAGGAGAACUCAAGUAGUUACCAACUGCUGGGAGAAUAAGAGCAAGAUGAAUUAUGCAAGAUGCUUUCAUAAGAUGAUUUCUUACAACGGCAAACUUUACGUCUUCGGUGGCGUCUGUGUGAUCUUGAGGGCCUCUUUUGAAUCUCAGGGCUGCCCUUCCACAGAAGUGUACAACCCAGAGACUGAUCAGUGGACCAUCUUGGCAUCCAUGCCAAUUGGUAGAAGUGGCCAUGGUGUGACUGUGUUAGACAAACAAAUAAUGGUUCUUGGAGGCCUUUGUUAUAAUGGUCAUUACAGUGAUUCCAUUCUUACUUUUGAUCCGGAUGAAAACAAAUGGAAGGAAGAUGAGUACCCCAGGAUGCCCUGCAAGCUCGAUGGUUUACAAGUAUGCAACCUGCAUUUUCCGGACUAUGUACUGGAUGAGGUCAGACGUUGCAACUAAUGACAUCUUUCUCCCUUUAAAAAAAAAAAAAAGCAAACAAAGCGUUUGUGAUAAAGUAGUUAAUUAAAAAGCAUAAAGAAAAA